CAACACUACAAAUCUAUUACAUUUAUUGAGCAAGGGCAAAUGGAAGACAUGAAAUGGUUUAAUAGCUAUUAGGAAGUUAUGCUAGUAGAUGGCGUGUCAAAUACAGACUGCUGUCACUCCGAUUGACUCCAGAAUUGUUGAAAAUGCUUGUCAGCAUCUCCGAACUGUUUCUCAGUUCCUAUUAGAAGAAAAAGAAUGUCAAGCCUCGGAUUCAAAAGGAGUAGUUGUAGUUGUUCAGGCUCUCUUAGAUUUGGAUGGGGAGAGACAACGUCUUCAUGAUGCCCUGGAGGCUGAGACAAUUAAAGCUAGUGUCCUUCGCCAUAAAUUACUUAAUGUACCGUUAGAGACAGAAAAAGAAAUUCAAAGAGCUGUAAAUGAAGCCAGACAAGCAAAUCUAAACGAAAUAAACGAAGUUCAGCAGUCGUUAAAGGAAACCAAGGACACGAUUGCAGCUUUGAAAAAUCAACUGAACGAAAUUCAUGAUCAUGAUUCUGUCUUAAACCCCAAGAUGGAGAACAUAAGUUUUACACACGAAGACAUAGUUUCUGAUCUCAACUUUCUUCUGAACGAUAAAGCUCAGGUCCAGAUAGAGUUGAAUGAUACGUGGGAAGAAGUGAAAUGUACCAAAAAGAAUAUUGGAAGAACAGAACAUGGAAUACUGCAACUUCAUGAAGAUCUGAUCAACGAGAGAGACCAGGCUAAAGUGACAAGAAAAGAUCUCCGUGCUGAGAUCCUAGACACAAAGCGUAGAAAGGAGGAGCAGUUGAGUGCAAAUGAUGUGGCUGUCAGGAAAAUUGAGCGACUCAAACUCGCUCUGGCCGAGGUUAAAGUUGAGAACCAGGACAAGCGUGCGCACCGAAAUGGAGUCCAUUUCUCUACCGAAAAGUUGGACGAAUUGACCAUUGCUCUAAAUCAAGAGGUUGAAAAUAACCAGCUCAUGUUUAAUGACCUCGCAUAUGGAGGUAAGGAGAUCGGUAGAGGAUUUGCUAUAAUGGUAAAAGAGUAUGAAGAUAGGAGGGAGGACCAAGAAAAACAACUUAAAAAGGUGCACAAAGAGCUUGCAGAGGCUUCACAAAACGCUGCAAAGUUGGAGAAGGAGCGAAAUCAGCUGCACAACACUCUAAAAGGAGCAAAGACCGCUGCUGGGCGAUCUGCGGCAUCUCUACGUCUUCUCAACGAAUCGUUGAAGAACUCGAAGCAGGAAUUACUGGACCAAUCGGAGGAAGCAGCUAGACUAAAGCGAGAUAAUGCUGAGCUGGAGUUUAGGAUACAGCAGGCUAACGAGGGGCACAAACUGAACGUGGAGCUUCUCACUGGUCAGAUUGAGGAGGUGAGAGAAUCUCUGUCGUAUGAGGUAGACCAGAAGAACGUAUGUCAGAGAGAGAGGGAGAAAUUAAGGAAGAAAGAGAUGGCGUGGAAGAAGGAGUACCAGUUUGGGAUGAACAACCUCACCAUCAGAAUACACGCUCUUAAGGAACAGAACACUAACUUUGUUCAGCAGAUCACCUCGCUAAAGAAAGACAUUGAAUCGGGUAACGAACUAGUCAUUGAGCUCCGCAAGCAAUCGUCACUGGACAAGGAUGAAAGUCUCUACGAAUGUGACGAACUUAACAACGAAAUCAUGGACCUAGAUAACUUGAUAAUAAAUACACAAGUAAAACUGGUGAAGCUGCAAGACACUUUGGACGAGAUGAAACCUGUUUUCGUUGAACUGGAGAAAGAAUACGCUGAUAAACAGCUGUUUUACGAGCAGGAGAAAAAAAUAACCGUCGACAGAAAAGGAGACAAACAGACCUUGGAGGAUAAAAUCACAAAAUUAAAAAGGGACAUUAAAAGACUACAGAUGCCCCGGGAGAAGUUAAACGCACAGAUACGGGACAGCAGGUUCAGUUCACUCAACCAAAUACGGGAACAAGCACGUGAGAAUCUAGAAACAGAACAAAACAUCAAGUUGAUGGAGGAGAAGAGAUUACUAAUGGGAAAGUCUAACGAUAAGAUCAAUGAGAAGGCUCAUCAUCUGAGAACUGAUGUGGUCGACAUCGAGGAAAAGAUAGCGAAUGCGGAAAAGAAAGUGACUCAACUGGCUAAGAAAUUGGUCGAAGAGAAAACAGCACUGAUAUCUAACUACAAAAAAGAUCUCGAAAUGGACGGGAUGUACGCUAGAGUUGAUUUGGGGAUCCUUGGUGACAUAACAGAAAUGCAUCAAACAACAGAGCAGAGACAAGAACGAGUAGCAGAUAUCCGAGCUCAGCUUGAAGAACAGAUAAGCAACAUGGACAACUUUAUUUUCAGAGUCGCAUCCCCGGCACCCACACCGAAGCCUCCUGCCACGCAAUCAAAGCAGCUACCACACUAUUCCGUUGUGCCGGACAUAAAACCCCCAUUUACGGGAGCGGGUGGUAGAAAAAACACUGCUCAGCAAAAAUACAGUUCCCAAACAGCUAAGACCUUCCUAACAAUCGAAUCAUCUAGUUCGUAGUUCGAGGCGUCCAGUGAACAGAAGAGGCAUGCCAUGGACAAGUUAGCCAUCACCAAUCACCAACCAGACCUGAUGAAUAUUCUUAAAUCUUCUCUCUUAAAGUGAUAGGCUUUACUUUAAUUUAGGUCAAAAAGCUAAAUGACUGGACAUAUCCGAAUGUGCUUUGGGCUGUUUAGUGUUUGGCAUGUUUAUUAUGUCACUGUAAUAAACGGUCGAAGAAGGGACUUUAAUGCGAGAUAUACAUUUCUGGAACUUGGAAUUUAUGUUCAGAGACUUUUAUUUGUAGAUUAAUUUGUGUGAUUAAACUUUGUAUAUAACAUUGUGAUGAGAUUUUAUUUCUGAAAUGUGAUUACGGACUUGGUUA
This is a messenger RNA of Bolinopsis microptera, 2843 nucleotides long. RefSeq names its product myosin heavy chain, clone 203-like. The coding region runs from base 89 to 2479 and encodes 796 amino acids. The record is from RefSeq and is a predicted model, not a curated record. NCBI's taxonomy places the organism in Eukaryota, Metazoa, Ctenophora, Tentaculata, Lobata, Bolinopsidae. The transcript has 23 exons.